AUGACUGCCCAUACCGUUGAACUGGCAAAUGUGCCCAAGAACGACAAACCUUGGUGGAAACAAAGGCAUCUGAUCAGGCUCAAUUGGCACAUCAUCUCCCUUGUCAUGUUCUCCUCUGCCAACGGAUACGAUGGCUCGGUCAUGAGCGGCAUCCUGGCCCUUGAUACCUGGAACAUUGGUCUGCAGGCGGGAGCCCCGAACGAGAAAACCUUUACCCUCUCGCGACUCGUCAUCGGCCUCGCCUCGGGCUGGCUUGGCAACUCGUCACCACUGCUUGUCAACGAGAUUGCUCACCCCAAGCAGCGGUCCAUCGCCAAUGCCUUGUACAUGUGCGGUUGCGAUUGGUCGUGGCGUAUUCCUGUUCUCCUGCAGGCCCUGAUUCCUCUGCUCGCUCUACCUGGCUUCCUGAUGUCGCCCGAGAGCCCUCGCUGGCUCAUUAGUGUUGGACGUGUCGAUGAAGCGGCCGAUCUGCUCGCAAAACACCACGCUGGUGGCAACAGGGACGACCCGCUCGUCGUAUACCAACUAAGCGAGAUUGAAACGACUAUUACGGCCGAGAAGGAGGCUUCCUCCAGCGCAUCGUAUGCGGACAUGGUCAAGACGCCCGGGAAUAGGCACCGCCUAUUCAUCUCCGUUACGCUGGGUUUCUUCGCGCAGUGGGCUGGCAAUGGCGUCGUGUCGUACUAUCUGCCCCUUGUGCUUGACUCGGUAGGCGUUAAGACGGUCACCGAGCAGACCCUGAUCUCGGCGUGUCUCAAUGUCUGGAAUCUCGGCUGGGCUGUCGCCGCCGCUAUGAACGUUGAUCGCCUGGGCCGCCGCUUCCUGUUCAUGAGCUCCGGGGUCACCAUGCUGACGAGUUUCAUCAUCGUCACAGGCCUCAGCGGUGCAUUUGCGAGCUCCGCAUCUUCGUCCGUCGGCAUGGCUGUCAUUCCGUUCCUGUUCUUGUUCUUCGCCGGUUACGACAUUGCCCUAACCCCUUUCCUCACGGCGUAUCCAUGCGAGAUUUGGCAGUUCAGCCUGCGCUCGCGCGGCCUCACCGUGGCUUGGUGCACAACUGUGGCGUCCAUUUUCCUCAACACGUUCGUCAAUGCGAUCGCCCUGGAUGCUAUUGGCUGGAAGUACUACUUUGUCUUCAUCGUCGUGCUAUCGCUCAUGAUCAUCACCGUCUUCUUCGGGUACCCUGAGACGCGAGGAUACACUCUCGAGCAGAUGGCCAUAGUCUUUGAUGGGGUUGAUGCGCCAGUCAACUCCUCGAAUCUGAUGGAAAAGAACGCUGCGGUAAGCCACGUUGCCGAUGCGGACCAACAAGGCUCCGCCAAGCACAGUAAGGUGUAA
Molecule: messenger RNA, 1335 nt
Organism: Verticillium alfalfae VaMs.102
Lineage: Eukaryota; Fungi; Ascomycota; Sordariomycetes; Glomerellales; Plectosphaerellaceae
Product: sugar transporter
Exons: 5
Coding region: 1-1335 (444 amino acids)
Biological process (GO): carbohydrate transport; transmembrane transport
Cellular component (GO): membrane
Molecular function (GO): carbohydrate:proton symporter activity
Source: RefSeq, a predicted model, not a curated record